Messenger RNA from Triticum turgidum subsp. durum (durum wheat), 1722 nucleotides. The record is from the annotation of a GenBank genome assembly. Lineage: Eukaryota; Viridiplantae; Streptophyta; Magnoliopsida; Poales; Poaceae.
AUGGCGUCCAAGGCCGUUGCUGAGAUAGUCGAUGACAAGCAAUGCAGUAAAAGCGCCGCCGAGUCCUCCGAGGCCGCGCCUUCCAGGAGGCAGUCCGAGGAGCUAAUUGGGGGAGCAAGCAAAUCGGGGCCUGCCUCACCGAGAGCAGUUCCGCCAGGUGAUGUGGCCACGUCCAGUGGAGUGAAAGAACAAGAUAAGGACUGCAGUUCUGUUGAUGGCUCUGUGAAACUGGACGAAGAUGAAGACGCCGAGAAGAGCUCGCUGCGUGGGAGCGUCAAGGAUAGCUCGGUUUCUGCCAAGUUCAGCGACGGAGCAAGCAGCCUGACAAAGGCGAGCGGCAGCACCAAGGUCAGCGGCCACGCUGAUUUGGUCCAGAGCGGGAAGAGCAGCGUUUACAGGGCUAGCGCCGGCAGUGAUGUCAGUGAUGAUAGCACCUGUAGCAGUAUAUGCAGCAGCGCUAGCAAGCCUCACAAGUCCAAUGAUUCAAGGUGGGAGGCGAUUCAGGUGAUCCGAACCAAAGAAGGUUCGCUAGGAUUGAGUCACUUCAGGCUGCUUAAGAGGCUUGGCUGUGGUGACAUUGGCAGUGUUUACUUAUCAGAGCUUAGUGGCACGAAAUGCUACUUUGCUAUGAAGAUCAUGGACAAGGCAUCUCUAGCUGGCCGCAAAAAGCUUCUUAGAGCACAGACUGAAAGGGAGAUAUUGCAGUGCUUAGACCAUCCUUUUCUUCCGACUUUGUACACCCACUUUGAGACUGAUAAAUUCUCAUGCUUGGUGAUGGAGUUUUGCCCUGGAGGAGACCUUCAUACCCUAAGGCAGAAGCAGCCUGGGAAGUAUUUCCCCGAACAAGCUGCCAAGUUUUAUGUAGCAGAAGUGCUUCUUGCUCUAGAAUACCUGCACAUGCUCGGUAUCAUAUAUCGGGACCUCAAGCCAGAGAAUGUUCUUGUGAGAGAAGAUGGCCACAUCAUGCUGUCAGAUUUUGAUUUGUCCCUUCGUUGUGAUGUGAACCCUACACUUCUUAAAUCUUCCAACCCUGGUGUAGAUCCUAACCAAAAGGGCAAUCAAGCUUAUUGUGUACAACCCGUGUGCAUUGAGCCAGCCUGUAUCCAGCCUGCUUGCGUUACGACAACCACAUGCUUCUCUCCUCGCUUUUUCUCCUCCAAGUCCAAGAGGGAGAAGAAGGAAAAGAAGGCAAAGGCAGACAUGGCAACCCAGGUCAGACCGCUCCCUGAGCUUGUUGCAGAGCCCACAGAUGCAAGGUCUAUGUCAUUCGUAGGCACCCAUGAAUACUUGGCACCUGAGAUCAUAAAGGGUGAGGGACAUGGGAGUGCUGUGGACUGGUGGACUUUUGGCAUAUUCUUGUAUGAACUUCUUUUCGGCAAGACUCCAUUCAAAGGUUCAGGGAACAGGGCAACGCUAUUCAAUGUUGUUGGCCAGCCCCUCAGGUUCCCAGAAUCACCUGUUGUGGGUUUUGCUGCAAGGGAUCUCAUAAGGGGGUUGCUGAUCAAGGAGCCGCAGCAUCGAUUGGCGUACAAACGUGGAGCUACAGAAAUAAAGCAGCACCCGUUCUUUGAAGGUGUUAACUGGGCAUUGAUAAGGUGCGCUACUCCUCCAGAUAUCCCCAAGCCAGUUGAAAUCCCUCGGCCAGGAGCCUCGACAAGUCAGAAGGCAACACCGUCAGCCGAGAAAGGUCCAGACAAUUAUCUUGAAUUUGAUUUCUUUUAG